Messenger RNA from Cadophora gregata, 2337 nucleotides. RefSeq lists its product as uncharacterized. Gene Ontology annotation, molecular function: chitin binding. NCBI's taxonomy places the organism in Eukaryota, Fungi, Ascomycota, Leotiomycetes, Helotiales, Ploettnerulaceae. Bases 959 to 2164 code for a protein of 401 amino acids. The record is from RefSeq and is a predicted model, not a curated record. The transcript has 4 exons.
CCAUCAUUAGCUAUUCCCAGGCUGCAACUGUCAAAGAACUCUCCAUUCCUUUCCACCUGACGUUGUUCCCGAAGCCCUCCAGUACAGUUGUGGCGUUGAAACUCAAAACUCUGAUGGCCGUCACAAAUAGCCAUAAUGUCGAGCUCAGUCACCAAGUCCGCCUGUGGGCAAGGAUGUAAAGCGAGCCGCUGGGAAUGCAGCCGCUUCGAUGACCUGCGUUUCGAGACGUUUGGUUGGUGGUCAACAUUGCCGAAUUGCUCCAGCGCCUUUAUCCAUGAUCUGCCGGGCAGUUCUUUAUCAUAAAGUGCCACUUGGGUACAUACAUAAAAAGGUCUGGGUGGGGCGUUCAAAGCACUUGAUAUCCAGUCAAAUGAUGUGACUGCUUAACGGACUGGAGCUAGCUUACAACCAUGCAUACACCUAAGGGCUUCGGGUCUCUUUCUGGUCACAGCUACCUUGUGAGCGAUGCCAGGCGCGCCUCCUGAAGCUGCAUCACUACCUGUGAAACAUGGUAAUGUCCAGAGCUUACUCGAGGCUUUCAAUAUAUAAAGGUGCACGAAGCAUAAUUUUUGCUGAUGUUAGUGAUUGUACUGGGAUGCUCAACUGCCAAAACAAAAGCGAGGUCUACCCGACUGCCAAGCCAUUGUCUGCUUUCAAUUGUGUUUUCCUUUAUGCCAUUCACGCGCAAAAGUUCUUCCGCUCUCACUCACAACACGCUCAUUGUCAAUAGGUAGACUAGUUCGCUCCCUGCACAAUAAUAGUCUUCUUGUUACUGUACAUACAAAGAAUCAUCGAGAUCUACAUAUACUGGCCUGGGCCACUUCCUCUCCCUCCUCUUCUUGGAACCAUUACUUUCGUUCCAAAAAAAACGCCAUUUCGAAAAACACAAAAAAAUUCUCUUCCACAACACACAUUCAACAACUAUUCAGCGGGUCUGAAUACCACCACUCUUUGCAAAAUGAUCCCAACUACCUUCUUCACCGCGCUAGUCGCACUUGUAGCCACAACCCAAGCACAUAUGGAAAUGAAAUGGCCACCCGCCCUCUCCGGUCGAUAUAACGGCUUCACCAUUAAGCAAGACAAUAAUAACCACGCACCUCUCAGCCCCGAUGGUAGCAACUUUCCCUGCCGGGGCCACCUUUCUGAUCUGGGAACUCCAGCCGGCAAGAGCGUCGUCACCUGGAAUGCCGGAUCGGAGUACAGUUUCACUAUUGUCGGUGCGAUUGAGGCUCCAAACGCGCCUGCAUUCCAUAAUGGCGGAUCCUGUCAAGCAGCUCUUAGCUAUGACAGCGGAAAGACAUGGAAGGUUAUUCACUCCUACCAAGGUGCAUGCCCGACUUCCACCGGGGGACAAUUCAAAUUCAACGUCCCUUCCGAUGCAAAAGAUGGCGCUGCGGUCUUUGGCUGGCUUUGGUGGAACCACACAGGCAACCGUGAGAUGUAUAUGAAUUGCGCCAGUGUGACAAUCGCAUCUGGAAGUGGACCUGCGCCAGCAAUCCCCUUCGAAAAACGCCCUGACAUCUUCAGAGCCAACAUCGGUAACGGCUGUACCACGGCAGACGAGACCGACGUCUUCUUCCCCAACCCAGGCCCAGAUGUCACAACAGUCGGAACCAAAAAGGGAAAUACGUUCAGUGGCGAAUGCAGUUCUGAGGCCCCAGCAGGACCAGUGGAUGCAGCAGGUUCUGCAGACCCAGCAAGCUCAUCCGGCGCUCCACCAUCUUCAGUUCAAAGCCCGGCUCCAACUGCGGCUCCAGCAAAGGGCGCUGGUGCAGACUCUGCAGCAGACGGCGGAAUCUUUACCACCACCGUGACGAUCGCUGUUGUUGCCUCCUCUUUAGAUCCCACUAGCGGUCCCUCCAACCUUCCUUCCAGCUCUGCUUUUAGUGCCUCUUCCAAGUUACCCUCCACAGUGCCUUCCAGCAUCCCUUCCGGCAUGCCGUCAGGAAACCCUUCCAGCUCCGCUUUCACAGUCAGCACCAAUGGUGAGUGUGGAGGAACGACAACUUGCUUGGGCUCUGUCUUUGGAGAUUGCUGCUCGAAAUGGGGAUGGUGCGGCUCAACGGCGGACUAUUGUGGUGCUGGUUGCACUUCUGAUUUUGGAAAAUGCGAGGCUGUUGCUGGCCGAUCUGCUGCUAUCCGUGGUCGUCACGUCCGGCUCUGAAAAGCAUAGGAAGCAAUGAUAGCUGGAGAAGAAGGAUAUCUCUAUACAUAAGUGUGGAAGAUGGUAGAUCGUGAUGACGAUACCUGGCAUUUUGUACAUAUCUGACUACCUGCGAGACUUUGGAGUUACAGCACCGCAAGGUUCACAUGAAAAUAGAACGCUCUUUUACAGUA